This is a messenger RNA of Sphaeramia orbicularis (orbiculate cardinalfish), 2714 nucleotides long. Its product is annotated as protein MGARP-like. Gene Ontology annotation, cellular component: mitochondrion. The transcript is spliced from 9 exons. Bases 78 to 1655 code for a protein of 525 amino acids. Gene Ontology annotation, biological process: anterograde axonal transport. Lineage: Eukaryota; Metazoa; Chordata; Actinopteri; Kurtiformes; Apogonidae. The record is from RefSeq and is a predicted model, not a curated record.
UUCUGUUCCGGAGCCCAUCUCCAUUCCAUUCAUCCACCCUCCGCUGAAGCUGCAGCGUCCAACCCCUCGGAGCAGUGAUGUUUUGGUGCAGAGCGGCCUGGCAGAGGUGUGGGCCUUUGGCCCGAAGGGUGGCGUGGAGACCCCUCCGGGACACUGUCCAGCGGAGGCCGAUGUCAUCACUUCCUGGCGGGUCCGGGGAGAAUAUUGUCUACGCCAUUCUGUGUGGAGGAGCCUUCGUCGGCGCUGUGACAUAUGCUGUUAGCACAGUGACAUCAGACCAGGCCAGGUUCAAUGAACGGAUUGCAGAGAUCAACGCCAGACCCAAGUCGGAGUGGGAGCCCAAACCGUGGCCUCCUAAGAGCAAAGAUGAGGAAGAUGGUGGAGAAGAGGAGGAGACAGCAGGUGAGGCUGAGGACAUUGCUGCUGAGGAACUGGCUGCCGAACCUGAGGCUGCUGAGGUGGAUGUGGCUGCAUCUGCUGGCAGUGAGCCAGAGACUGUAGUUGAAACUGCAGUUGAACCUGUGGCUGAGGUCGCUGAAGUCGUUGAAGACGUGGCCGAGGUCGUUGCCCUGGCUGCACAGGAAGUGGAGGCCAUCGCAGAGGAAGUGGCUAAAGUGGCAGAGGCUGUUGAGGAAGUUGCAGAGGCUGUUGAGGAAGCUGCCAUGGCUGUGGUUGAACCAGCUGUUGCUACUGCUGCUGAGGAGCCUGAAAGCAACGUGCUGCUGGCCGCUGCCUCAACUCUAGAAGUACCCAAGAUAGAUGAAGUAAAGGAAGAGCUGGAACCUGCUAUUGAAGAAGUCAAGGAAGUUGUUCCCACAGAGGAGUCCCUGGCAUCAGCUGAAGUACGUGUUGAAGAAGUUAGACAAACAGAAGAGACCCCUGCACUAGUUGAGACAGCACCUGCUGAAGAGGCUGCCACAGCAGCUGAGGCAGCACCCACCGAAGAGGCCACUGCAGCAGUUGAGUUGGCACCAGCCGAAGAGGCCGCCACUGCAGUGGAGUUGGCACCUGCCGAAGAGGCUGCCGCAGCAGUUGAGGCUGCGCCAGCCGAAGUGGCUGCUACAGCAGUUGAGGCUCCACCUGCCAAAGAGGUUGCCGCAUCAGUUGAGGCUGCACCUGCUGAAGUGGCUGCCGCAACAGUUGAGGCAAGCCCUGCUGACGAGGCUGCUGCAUCAGUUGAGGCAACGCCUGCUGAAGAGGCUGCCACAGCAGUUGAGGUAGCCCCUGCCGAAGAGGCCCCUGCAGCAGUUGAUGCAGCACCUGCCAAAGAAGCUGCUGCAGCAGUUGUACAGAUCUCUGUACUAGUGGCUGAAGAUGCACCAGUAGCUGUUGUGCCAGUGGUGGAAGAAGCAACCCCAGAAGAAGAUGCUCCAGUAGUUGAAGAAGCUGUCCCAGUGGUUGUAGAUACACCAGAGCCAGCCAUUGCUCCUGCAGAAAUGCCGAGUCUUGUAGCUGCAACUCCCGUGGAGAACAUAACAGGGGAUCCUAAGAGAGAGUACAUUGUUGUAGUUUUAGAGGGAACACCUAAAUCAGACGAGAGGCCCAAGGUGAUAGGAGUGGGGCCGAUGACGGGAAGGUUAAUCCCAGCUCCAGAUGAUGACCAUGCCCCUCCUUCUGAGGGUAGGCGACGUCUUCUUAGGAUGCAAAUGCAGUAGUUCCACAGAAGUAAACUCCUCCUGAAUGAUGACAUUAUAUCCUGCAGAAGAGGAUGUGCCUUUCUCCAGCUCUUUCCUUUUACUCUGAGCCAUAAGGGAUUCAUGUGUAUUCCAGAGUAAAGACGCAUAAUAUACAAUGUUUGGAUCAAUGCCUGUUUUAUGGAAUAACUGUCCUUGCACUUCUUCCCUCAUUCCACCCUGACAUGUAGUACACUACUCCCCUGACAGUCUUUGGGUAUAUGAACACUCAAUAUGCAGAGUUACAAUGCUUUGUUUCCUAGUAGCCAACAACAGUAAUAGUGUCUGUGAAGUGCAGUCUAUUUGUAUCUUCGGAAAAUACUGAGCUUUGUUGUCACUUUCUCCUUCACUGUUCCAUAGAUAUACUAAAGGACACUUUAGGAUGUCUUCUGGAAUACCUUUAAGCUGUCACUGCAUCCUUUUAACCCAAGCACUGCCCAGACCCUCGUGCUAUGAACCUCCAGUGUUAUCUCUUGAGGUGUAAUGAGUCAGACAGCAUCGCUGACAGCACCUCAGCUCAGGUUUUAAUGUGAAAAUGAAAAGCGGGGAUCAUCAACUUCUUUAAAAAUACAGAAUCACACUGAGCCCUCCUGAGUCCACGGGCCUUGCUACCUCACUUUUCCUCCUGUUAUCGGUUUUCUUAGCAAUACUCCAGACCUCUUCUUCCUGAUGCAUUAACAGUGUUACAGUACCAAAGCCAACAUGACAGGACAGUUACAACAGUGUAGGACUUCAAUAAACACGUUUGGAACAUGACCACUAAGACUAAAAAAAAUUCAGUCUAAUUGGUCUAAUGGUGUAAUUCUGCAUUGUCUGACUAUUCUCAUUGGAUCUAAACCUCCAAACAGGUUUCACACCUGGUCUUUUAAGGAUUUUUUCAUUCCUUAGACAAUAUUCACAUUGUGGCCAUGUGAUUAGCUCAGAUAUUGUUGUCAGAAGCCAUAUUUCUAUGUUCUAGUCAUAUAAACAGAGAACCUGACAAAUAUAAUUUCAUCACUUUGCAGUUGAUUAGAAACUAAGGUGAUGAAUGGUAAAAAUCCA